Molecule: messenger RNA, 1382 nt
Organism: Ilex paraguariensis (yerba mate)
Lineage: Eukaryota; Viridiplantae; Streptophyta; Magnoliopsida; Aquifoliales; Aquifoliaceae
Source: the annotation of a GenBank genome assembly
AAUAGCCUUCCCGCCUAAAGAGGUAAAACUCUUUCAGCGAAGUGAAUCAGAGGGAGAAGUAAAGGGACGGAGUCACGGAGAUGAGCGUAGAGGAUCUGCCGACGAAGGAGGCUAACGUGCUCAAGGGGCACGAGGGCGCAGUUUUGGCCGCGAGGUUCAAUGCAAACGGUGAUUAUUGCCUGAGCUGCGGCAAAGAUAGAACCAUUCGCCUCUGGAAUCCCCACCGUGGGAUUCACAUCAAGACCUACAAAUCCCACGGCCGUGAAGUUCGUGACGUCCAUGUCUCCCCGUACAUGGUGAAGCUAGUGAUGGGGCUUGUAGAAAAGUGUACAAAGAUUCGGGUAUUGGUGGUCACGGAGGUCAAGUGGUGGCAAUGUGAUGUUUUGGAAGGGGUUUUGGUGUUGAGCACUUGGGUUUAUGGUGAAGUUGGUGCUUUGUCAUAUGGUGCUGUGAAGAGGAUGAGUCAUGAGAAGUUGUCCAUGAAAGUUGUAGUGGACUGUUACGAUGGACCAAAAGAAGGGGAUUCUGUUACUGAAACUAGUGCCAAAGGACUGUCCUUGGAUAACUCCAAACUAUGUUCUUGUGGUGGUGAUCGACAAAUCUUCUAUUGGGAUGUAGCAACCGGUCGUGUUAUUCGAAAAUUUCGUGGUCAUGACAGUGAGGUGAAUGCUGUGAAGUUUAAUGAGUAUGCGUCUGUAGUGGUAUCGGCAGGGUAUGAUCAGUCACUGCGAGCUUGGGACUGCAGAUCUCACAGCACUGAGCCAAUUCAGAUAAUUGACACAUUUUUGGAUAGUGUAAUGUCUGUAUGUUUAACCAAAAGUGAGAUUAUUGCUGGAAGUGUAGAUGGAACUGUUCGCACAUUUGACAUUCGAAUCGGUAGGGAAAUAUCUGAUAACCUGGGGCAACCUGUCAAUUGUAUAUCUCUUUCAAAUGAUGGUAACUGCAUACUAGCAAGUUGCCUAGAUUCUACUUUAAGGCUUCUGGACAGGUCUAGUGGUGAACUAUUACAAGAAUAUAAGGGCCAUACUUGCAAGGUUAGCUUAUCUUUCAAACUGGAUUGCUGCCUUUCAAAUACUGAUGCCCAUGUGACUGGUGGAUCUGAAGAUGGCUUCAUUUACUUCUGGGAUUUGGUAGAUGCAUCAGUGUUGUCCAGUUUCCGAGCUCAUUCAUCAGUGUUUUCAUUGCAUGUCUGGCUUAGUUUAAAUUUGAGAGCUUUCUUUACUUCCAUCUAUGGUACUAGUGCUGCAGGGCUCUUAGUUUGCAACCUGGCGACUUUGUUGACAAGUCUGCUUCUGGAAGUAACUAGUGUGAGUUAUCACCCGAAGGACAGCUGUAUAAUAACUGCCUCUGUCGAUGGUAGCAUUCGGGUUUGGAAAAAUUGA